Messenger RNA from Amyelois transitella, 1389 nucleotides. RefSeq names its product polymerase delta-interacting protein 2 (gene POLDIP2). Gene Ontology annotation, molecular function: DNA binding. The record is from RefSeq and is a predicted model, not a curated record. Lineage: Eukaryota; Metazoa; Arthropoda; Insecta; Lepidoptera; Pyralidae. The coding region runs from base 90 to 1166 and encodes 358 amino acids. The transcript is spliced from 7 exons. Gene Ontology annotation, biological process: error-free translesion synthesis. Gene Ontology annotation, cellular component: nucleus; mitochondrial nucleoid.
UAAGUAAUGUCAGAUUUGAGCUGUCAUUUCUGUCAAAUUAAAGCUAAUCCUAAAAAACUCGAAAAAAAAUAGCAAAUAACAAUGAUAAAAUGGAGAUAUUGUUGAGAUUUGUACCAACAAAUCCCUUAAGAUUAACGGCAUCUAGAAUAUUAUUAACUCAUGUAGCUCAUUAUACAAGAUUGGCCGAAGUAGGAAAACUAGAAUCGCCAAAAACAUCUGGUAAAUAUGACACUGGACAACUUAUUUUACACAAAGUCUUUGGAUACAGAGGAGUAAUACUCUUCCCGUGGCUAGCUCGAGUUUAUGACAGAGAUGCCACUAACAAGAAGGAAAAUACAGAUUCUUCAAGUACUGGUGACGCACCUAGUGAUUCUCUGUCUAACGUGAGCAAAGAAGUCAAGGGCAGAACCCAUACUUUUUAUCAAGUCCUUAUAGAUACCAGAGAUGCCCCUUACAUAACCGUGCAAUCAACCGACAUGCGACCCGAGUGGAAGAAGAAGAGAGCUCAAACAGAAGCGGUGACCUUUCUUGGCAACCAGGAGUCCAGCAGGAGUUUGUACGCUAUCCCGGGGCUGGACUACGUGGCUCACGACGACAUCAUCCCCUACACCUCGGUGGAGAGGGUGCCGCUGCAGCAUGAGCUCUUCGACAAGUUUCUUAUGCAUAAUCCUGAUAAAGAUCCACCAUUUAUAGCUCAAGAGACACUGCGCGCGUGGCAGAAAAAGAAUCACCCAUGGUUGGAAUUGAGCGACGUUCACCGCGAGACCACAGAGGGCGUUAGGGUGACCGUCAUACCAUUUUACAUGGGCAGUCGGGAGUCGCAAAAUUCCGCCGUAUAUUGGUGGCGCUACUGCAUCCGCCUCGAGAACCUGGGCCCCCAGGCGGUACAGCUGCGCGAACGCCACUGGCGGAUCUUCUCGCUGAGCGGCACGCUGGAGACCGUGCGCGGGCGCGGCGUGGUGGGGCAGGAGCCCGUGCUGGCGCGGCACUCGCCCGCCUUCCAGUACAGCAGCCACGUCAGCUUGCAGGCUCCCAGCGGGCACAUGUGGGGCACAUUCCGCAUGGAGCGCGAGGACGGCUACACAUUCGACUGCCGCAUCCCGCCCUUCUCGCUCGAGAGCAAACCCGACGAGGGCGCGCCGGUGGCGCCCUCGUCCGCCGCGUGAUCUCGCUGCCGAACUACUAUCUGUCAAGAAAUGGUUGACGAGAACACAAUGUAGCAAAGAUAUUUAAUUCUCAUGACAUUACAUUUUUCAAUCACGUGCAAGUUCUUUUACGGAGUCACGAAAGAAAAUAAAAGAAAUAUAAUAAUGGAAGAAAAAUAAAUAGUAGGUACAAUUUUUUUUUAAAUGCAGCCCGUUUUUCUAUUUGAUAUUGAAUAAAGAAUUA